AUGGCAGUGGUGAAAACCCCCAGCAGAGAACUGGGCAAUGCCGAAGAACCAUUUACUAAUGUAUCCCCCCUCCUUUUGAAGAGGCUAGUGGAGGAGCCCAAGAAAAGAAGAGAAGUACCUAAUCACCUUUUAGAAUCAAAGGUUUAUGCGAAAGUUGUGAAUAAUAAGGUCAUACAGGCAAAACCUGGCAUAUUGCAUUUUGGAGGCUACGAAGUAGAAAAACACCACCAACAGAUUCUGCUUUUGGUCAAUAUUUCCAAUGAAGACGUACAUGUGCAUAUUUUACCCCCGCAAACCAAAUACUUUCAGAUCAAGUAUGUGAAAACGGAACACCGCCUCGUCCCCGGCUUGUCCCUCACAGUCACCGUUACGUUUUCUCCAGAUGAGUGGCGAUACUAUUAUGAUUGUAUUCGGGUUCACUGUAAGCAGGAGCACCUGCACCAAGAAGAUGAGUCUCAAGGACAGGCAUGGUACAGAGGGCCAGGGCCCAUCUCCUGCUACUCAGGGGGAGAUGACACUUUGCUUAUUCCCAUCCAUGCCUAUCCUGUCAUGAACACAUUGGACUUUCCCUCAUUUAUAAAUCUAUCCAAUGUUUUCCUUGGUGAAAGCAAAAAAUAUGUUAUCCCUUUGCAGUGCAGCUGCCCUGUAGAUUUCGAGUUUCAUAUCACUUUGAUUCAGUCUCAUGAAGCCUUUACUAUUGAUCCAAUAUCAGGAAUAAUCCCGGCUAAUGGGAAGGUGAACGUGACCGUCAAAUUUACACCAUUCAAGUACGGGAUUGCACAGAUAAAAAUGCAGCUGUGGAUCUCACAGUUCAACUCUCGGCCGUAUGAAUGUGUCUUCACUGGAACGUGCCGUCCCAACAUGACUUUACCAUUAGAAGAAUUUGAAAGAUUAAAUGCUCUUUCUAAGGAAGUGGACCGUCCUCCAGAAAAGGCAAUGACACGCAUACAUUUUCAGCAGCUGCCACCAAAACUAAAGCCUCUGAAGAUUAAGGAAAUUGAAUAUCAGAACUUGAGAUUUCCGGUAGAUUUAUCAAAUCCAUAUGCCGUGGCAACUGUUUUAAACCAAGAACCAGGAAAACUGAAGAUUAAAGAAUUAAGAGAAGUUUUGGACCAAGGCAAUGAGAUUUCAAAAACAAGACAGAUGAAGGAAGCACUCUUUGAACAGAAAGUCAGACAGGACACUUACGAAGAGAUCGAAAAUCACCUUAAGUGGCAGGUGCACCUCGGUAGAGAUCAUAUGUCUUUUAAAUUUAGAAAAGACCUUGCUGAAGAGCGGCAAAGAGAAAACAUCAAAUAUAAGGUAGAUCGAGGAGAUCCUGUUUUGGAUGAGGAAUUUCAGCGCACCAAGACAGAAGUCCACCAGAAACGGGUUGUUCAUAGUCUAGAAGAAAAAAUCAAGGAGUUCCAUCCUAAUUUUGAUCCACUCGUUAAUAAUACCUGGGUCAACAGGUUCAGGGCACAAAAGCGCUUUCAGCAAGCUGCACGCAAGGUCAUGAUUCAUAGAAGAUUAAUCAGUAUGCUGAGUGCUAUUCAUAACAUGGACAAAGAGAACAUACGCAGAAAACUGAGCCAAGGAAGACAGUCAGUAAUAACAGACAAGAAUGCCUCCAGAUUCCUCCUGGAUAAGAUCAGUCAAGAUAAUUAUUCCAGCCGUUUCUCUGUAUCCCCCAAGGAAGUGCUGCCCUUCGCCUUUCCGUCCUACAGUCCUCCUCAGAGCUCCAGCGAGUUGGCUCCUGAUGGCCUUGGACCAGUUCCAAUUAAAUCUCAAGAAACUCAAAUCAAGCAGAGUUUUUCCUUCUUCAGUCUGCAGGUUCCUCAGCUGUACAAAAUUAAAGGCUAUCAGCCUUUCUGUGUCCAGAAGUCAUCAACAAGCUACAAACCUCAAAAGCUUGCCCGAGCUCUGAAGCAAGGGGCCGAGGAUGAAGCCACAAUCAUUACCCUACCCAAGCAGGAUGCCGCACCUCAGCUCCCCGGCAAAACCUCAGUCUUGGGCAUGAAACCACCGGAGGCCUUAGCCGUGUCUCCAAAUUAUGACCCACUUUAUAUUUUUAAUCCCAACCCAGGACUAUUUGCUGUGAAGCACCCUCUGACCUAUGCAGAAACCUUGAUAGAUUACCAUCUGUGCCCUCACCCCAAGUACAAGUUCGUCAGGGAGUCCCACAGGGGCUCCAGCAUUCCUCUCACCCAAAAGCAAUUUCUCCAUCACACGGACAUUAUUCCUGGGAUAAUGCAUUGGAAGAAGUUCCAGCCCCUGGCCCUCUCCUCCCUGCCUGAAACCUCAAAGACAGAGACAGCCCAGAGCUGUGAUUCCUUCAACCUAGUCAUGCUUCCGAAAAAUGUCCCUGCCAUUCUCGAUGCCCUACCAGAAGAAGAUAGACUGGAAACCGCUGAACGUGAGCUCUGCGAACAGAACAUAGAAGUUCUGUUGACUCCGGAAAUGAUUGAAGCAGAAUUCCCUAUGUUGGACCACAAGGACCCCAAAAAGGAGAAGUGUACAACGGUGCCAGCACUCAUGGCCGGUCCCCUGUGGCGGGCUGCAGCAUUUGUGCAGAGACACAGGACAGGCCUGUUGGUGGGUUCCUGUGCAGGGCUGUUCGGGGCCCAGAUCUCAUACCACCUCUUCCCAGAUCCCGUGAUCCAAUGGCUGUACCGGUACUGGCCUCAGGGCCAACCAGCCCCACUCUCCCCAGAGCUGGGGGGGCUCUUCCAAGAGGUGCUCCAGGACAUCGGGGUCCCCUCAGGCCACAGCUACGAGGCUUUCACCACGUUCACCUUCCAGCCCGUGAGUGCUGGCUUCCCGCGACUUCCUGCGGGGGCUGUAGUGGGCAUCCCAGCCACCUUCCUGGGGAGAACAUUGACCAACACCGAUCACCCAGUGGUGGUGCACGGGCAAAGAGUGAACUGGCAAAGCCCAGCAGGCGCCCGGCUGAGAGAUGCCUUGACCCUGUCCCAUGAGGCCCAGAAGUUUGCCUUGGCCAAGGAAGUGGUAUACCUGGAGAGCGGUGCAGCCGCCCUCCAGGCCCUGCCGGCCCCAGCUUGCCUAGCAGGAACCUGGGCCCUGGGCGUGGGUGCCAAGCAUGCACUGGGGCUCUACGGAGGCCCCAUGAAUUUACGGGCAGCCUUCAACCUGGUGGCAGCAGUGGUGGGCUUCGUAGCCUAUGCCUUCUCCACGGACUCUCUCACUCAUGCCCUAGAAGGCUGGCUGGACCGUCGCACAGCCGCACUGUCUGCAGCCUAUGCCCAAGGGGGCGUGGAGUUCUAUGAGAAGAUUUUGUCGGGCAACGUAGCCCUGCGUAGUGUCUUGGGCAGUCACGGAGAGAAGCUGUAUACGCCCAGCGGGAACAUCGUUCCCAGACACUGGUUCCGCAUCAAACAUUUACCCUACACGACCCGCCGGGACUCCGUGCUGCAGAUGUGGAGGGCAGCACUCACCGCGGGCCGUUCCUGAGGGUCUCAUCACAAGGAUGGAUGGGGCUCAUGCAGACACCACCCUGCUGUUGACUCUGGGGGCUCUUGGUGCCUCCGGCCCCAGAACCCAGUGUCAAAUGAAUCAGAGACUCUGAAACGAAACAGCCUAGAUUCUACCCCUGUCCAUGAUUCCAGUGACCUUGGGCGAGUCCCUUUUGAAUCUGAGCCUCAGUUUACUCCGCUGUAAAAUGGGGGUAUUUGUAAAUCACCUGGCAGGAUUUGGGGGUUGUGUGAGCUAUGAACAAAAGGGCCUGGCCAAGAGGACACGCCAUCAAUGAUGGGAUGUCCCUCCUUGGUCUUAGAAUUCCAGCAGGCUGUGGGAGUCAGACCACAUCUCCCCACCAGCAGUGCUUAUAGGACGGGAACACUUUCCUAUAGUGAAGAACCACCAUGUAGUUCACCUUGUGGUCUCAUCUCACUUCCUUCCACCAUUUGAGAAAGUAAAGCUUUUAGAGGCCUGGGUGAGAAGCUAGCAUGGCCCUGAGAGGCUAGGAGAGGGAGCUUGAGGUGGGAUUUCAGAGCAGGUUUACCCAGGCCUGAUGGCAUGCUCAGACAGAGCCCCUUUGCCUGAAAGGGAGAGAAAGCGUUGCUGGAACCUGGCAAGACCUGUGGCAUGGGAGCCUUGGCAGGAACUCUGGCCAGAGGAAGAAGAAGGAACGAGCCAUUGCAAAACCAAGGCCUUGCCGGGAGGGCACCUGUUGAUGUAGUCCAGAGCGUGGUCAGUACCUGGAGAGGAGAGGAACUGGGGGGUUCCGAGGGGGAUGGCAGGGAGGAAGCAGGGUGGAGGUGGGUGAGAUAGACUGGGCCUAGUGUCACAUCCGUGGCCCAGGGGAAUGCUGCACCCUUACUCUGUUCGUUUCCUUCAAGGCUUCCUGGUGGCAGGUAGAUCAGACCCCACUUUUAAUCCCUGGACAGGAGACCCCUUCCCAGGGAAGGUGAGAGCAGCUGUGGCCAGAAAGCCAGACUCACUUGGCCAUUCAUGUAUUUUUAUUGCCAAUUGUGUUUUCCCCGGAAGAAUGGAAGCAUUCAGGCCUGGCGCCGGUGUAAUUCAGGGUGAAGAGACGGGGCCACUCCUAGGGAAGGGCGCAGGGCAGUACCAGGAAGCCCACUUGGUCCUGGCAUGCACUUCCUGCCGGAGACCGAGCAGGCAGUGAGCAGGGUGCGGUAGCAGGUCUUCCUGCUGGGUCAGUCACAGUGGCUGGAGGUCAGUGCUCUGGCUCCAUUCGACCAGCAUGUGGGUCCCAGUGUUCGGCUUAGGCAGACACCCCAUCCCUCAGAUCCCGGGAUGGCAGUGCGCACAUGCUUGAUGAAUGCAGAGGUGGACAGAUGAGUUACUGAGCGGGUGAGCAAGUCUCCACUCUGGGAAAUGCCACUGCAGGAGACCCCUUGGCUUGUCAUCCAAGUGCUGCUGCCACGUGUGACUGAUCUUGGCCAGAGAAGUGUAGCUUGGGGUCUGGAUUUGAGGAGCUCCAACUGCUCCCCAAUCCCCAUGCCAGCGACUUUCAGUACUGCAGGAGCAGGGUGAUGGCUUCAGGCAUUCCCCAGGUGGUUCCUCCAGUCCAUUGUCCCCACCUCUCCCAGUUCUUGGACAUGCAGUUCUGACUGGGUUCCAUCCUGCGGACAACCCUCUGCGGGUGUCCCGUAGCUUUCUGGCUAGAGCUGCCUCUCUGAGCCCUGGCCUAAUGGCCUCUCUAGCCAUCUGGUGUCCUGUCUCCCACCCCCACCCCCCCAGCUAUAUGGAGCCUAACCUCCAUAACCUCCAUGGUUGCUUCACUGCUGGCCCCCUCCUUCCUCAGUGCCUGGGUCUGGGCUGCUCUCUCCCACCCUGCCCUUGUCUCAGGUCCUCAGAGCUCCUCCAGCAGGAGUACUCAACCACCUGACUCCGAACCUUCCCCAUCCAUGCCUGUCCCAUGCCCUGUACCUCUCCGCCCCCCUCAGGGCUUACUAUAAAGAAGUUACCCGGCAGAUAGUACUCAGCCUCCCCUCCACUGAAACAUACUGUCUGCAAGGGCAGGGUGAUGGGUCUUGUUACUGCUCUGGACUGAGGCCUUCCAUAACAUUGUUGAAGACUUGAGCAAGGCUCUGAAGCUACAGCAGCUGGGCCUGGCACCCUAGAGGCUGAGCCGUGACCGUCCAGCUGGCUGUGCAGGUGGCCAAGGCCAUCUGAAUCCUAUGUGACCCUGUCCUGGCUUCCCAACUUGGGACUCUCCAAGGGCAGGGCCUGGCCCGGAUCUGAGGUUGUUGUUCCAGUGGGGGGACACAGGACACUUCUGGUCACUUCCAGUAGAGCACAGAUUCCCACUCGGGCCACCAGCACCCCCCCCCAAGGAGCUUUAGGAAAAAGGGGAACCUCCAAGUUGUAUAAUAUACUGUGCCCCCACACAUGGAUUUGCGGUUUGUUCCCAGAAAGCUUCAAAAACAUGCUCCAUGGCUUCAUAGAUGGGCUAGGUGGCAGGGGGUUAGCUGGUACAGGUUGCAUCUUUCCUCAGAUGCCUCAGUCGUCAGCAUUGCCCUGUGUCCCAGGCGAACGUUGUUCUCCUGAGUACCCCCCCGCCCCCGCCAGCUACAUGUUCACAGUUCUCUGAGUGUGAAUAUGCAAAGAUACCCAACACCCCAGAACAGUCCUCCAUAGGAUUCCAAACUAGGCUAAAUGACAGGGCUGCCGCAACAGAAAUGCUCUCCGUGCUCCUCCCUGUGCCUACAUAUGCACGCACACAUGCAGACACAGCCGGAACACAGGAAAGGGGGUCCCAGAGUCUUAUGCCAUCACUGGCUCUGCCCAUUCCUGACCCCAGCAGGCCCCACUGCCUUGUCCAGGAGCCACAGCGCUGUGCCCCGUGCAGCUGUGCCUAUAGCCGGCGCAUACACGUGGGACCCACAUCUCCAGGCAGGCUUAUACCCCAGGCUGGGCUGGAACAGAUGUUUGGGUCCUUACCCAGCAAGACCUCCCGCCCACUACAGCCCUACAGUAAUGCCCACGGGAUCUCUGUUGUGCACCAGACACUGCAAGCUUCCUAGAAUCUUUUUUCAGUUAGCCCCAGAUUGGAAGAGGUAGUUGGUAAUGUCAUUUCAAUUUUACAGGCAAGGAAAGAGCACAGAAAGGUGAAGAAAUGGGCCCCAAACCAUUAAGCUUUGAAAGUGACAGAACAAGGAUUUGAAGUCAGCACCCUGGUUCCAGAUCUCUGUUGGGAGGCCUUCAUUUACACUGUCCUGUUAAUCCUGAGGGUUUUGUCGUGGAAAUUUGUGCUGUGGCCUCUACAGCCUUUCUUCCAUGCCAGUUAGAGAAGACCUUCCGACCUCACCUCUCGUCAGGAAAAAAUGGCCACUGAGCAGAUCUUUCUGGAACUUCCAGGGGAGACACUUUCAGCUAGCUGAAGAGGAGGGGGCUGCCCAGUCCAUCUGAUUUGGUGCUGAGGUGGGAAUGGGGUGGAAACGCCAUGGGUUACAGAGCCCUUGGGCCCCGGCUGAAGACAAGGUUACCGUGGGGAGCAGGAGAGGACUCGGCGGCAGCCAGCUGUGGGGUCAAAUGCUGGUCCUCCCACUUUAGCAGAGUGACUUUGAACAAGUGAUUCCACAUUUCGGCCUGCGAGCUUUCUAUUAAAUGGGGAUGUUAACAUGUAGCUCCUGGUAUUGUUUUGAUAAAAUGAAAUAAAGUUUGCAAAAUGCAAAGCCCAA
Molecule: messenger RNA, 7145 nt
Organism: Enhydra lutris kenyoni (northern sea otter)
Lineage: Eukaryota; Metazoa; Chordata; Mammalia; Carnivora; Mustelidae
Product: cilia and flagella associated protein 221
Exons: 24
Coding region: 1-3450 (1149 amino acids)
Biological process (GO): cilium assembly; cilium movement
Cellular component (GO): cilium
Source: RefSeq, a predicted model, not a curated record